Molecule: messenger RNA, 4073 nt
Organism: Gymnodraco acuticeps
Lineage: Eukaryota; Metazoa; Chordata; Actinopteri; Perciformes; Bathydraconidae
Product: prenylcysteine oxidase-like
Biological process (GO): prenylcysteine catabolic process; prenylated protein catabolic process
Molecular function (GO): prenylcysteine oxidase activity
Source: RefSeq, a predicted model, not a curated record
UCCUUAGUGAAUUAUUAUAAAUUAUGUUGGAUUAAAAAUACUGCUGCAUUUUACUGUUGUAAAGAUUUACAGGGCUAUUUGAUGCUGUCUAUGAAACACAUCAUGUUUUGCAAAUACUUUUACAUUUUCCAAUCCUGUGUCAACGCUGCGUUAUAAAACCAUGUUGUUGCAGUAACAUUACGUGAAGUACGUCCCUCAAUUGUCUGCUGCGGAAUUACUAUGCCUGGCUGUGAUUGGUCGAAAUAAGCCACUUUCGGAUCACGUGAUAUUUCCGUAUAAGCGCCCGUUUAUUGGAGAAUGGAUCUGCAUCGUCAUGACAAUGAUAAAGCCAUCUUUUGUACACUAUCACAUAUAAAGCUUAUUUAGCCACAAAGAGAAAUGUACACUGUCUGAUUCUAAACAAACUAUUGGUGUAAAGGAAAGAUAAAACCUAUUCGGAGCUAACGUUGACCCUGAUGUGUUAACUGUCACUGCUCCGUAUCCGCUCCUCGCCUCCUCUCCUCCCGGGUAUCUCAGCUCCGGAGUCGCUAUGGACGGCCCUCUGCUCCCGCUGAUCCUCGUCCUGCUGUCCGCCUGCUCGGCUGUCGGAGACCCGGCGGGAUCCGACCAUGUGGACGGAGCUCCGCCUUCUAAAAUAGCGGUGGUCGGGGCGGGGAUAGGCGGCAGUGCCACAGCACAUUUCCUGCGGCAGCACUUUGGCCCUGAGGUCCAGGUGGACGUGUUCGAGAAGGGAGAGGUCGGAGGUCGUCUCGCCACCGUAACCGUCAAUUACAACGACUACGAGUCUGGAGGAUCCAUCAUUCACUCCCUCAACCUCCAUAUGCAGGAGUUUGUCAAACAGCUAGGUUUAAAGUAUCGCCGCAACGUGGCGGGAAAGACGGCGGUGUUUAACGGCGAGGAGAUGAUCCUGGAGGAGACCGAUUGGUACCUGCUGGACCUGUUCCGGCUGUGGUGGCGCUACGGCAUCAGUUUCAUACGCCUUCAGAUGUGGGUGGAGGAAAUUAUGGAGAAAUUUAUGAGGAUCUACAAGUACCAGGCCCACGGCUACGCCUUCAGCUCUGUGGAGGAACUGCUGGACUCUCUCGGGGGGAGUGGCUUCAUCAACAUGACCCGAAGGCCGCUCUCUGAUUCGCUGCUGGAGCUGGGUGUGUCGCAGCGCUUCAUCGACGAGGUCAUCGAGCCCGUCAUGAGGGUCAACUACGGACAGAACGUCAGCAUCCCCGCCUUUGUAGGCGCUGUGUCUCUGGCUGGUGCCCAGAACAACCUGUGGGCGGUGGAAGGAGGCAACAAGCUGGUGUGUUCUGGCCUGCUAAAGAUGGCCAACGCUAACCUUCUGCAGGCACAAGUCAACUCCAUCUCACCCCUCUACUCAGGAGAGGCUCCUCAGUACCAGCUGAGCUUCACCACAGCGUCAGAGACGAAGUCGGAGCUGUACGACAUCGUGGUGUUAGCGACUCCACUGCAGGCCAGCGUCAGAUCCGGAGUCCAGUUCCAGGGUUUCACCCCUCCCUUCGACGAGCUCCCUGGUAACUACCACAGCACUGUAGCAACCAUCGUCCAUGGUUACCUUAAUACCUCUUUCUUUGGUUUCCCGGACCCUCGCCUCUUCCCCUUCGCCAGCGUCUUGACAACCGAGACGCUGGAUGUGUUUUUCAACAGCGUGGCGAGUGUUUGUCCGGUCAACAUCUCCACGGGCUUCAGGCGUAAACAGCCACAGGAGGCCGGAGUCUAUAAAGUGUUUUCUCCACAACCUCUGGUGAAGGCUCAGCUGAAAACAUUGUUCAGGUCGUACUAUUCGGUGCAGGUGACCGAAUGGCAGGCCUACCCUUGUUACGGCAGCAGUCAGGGACUCCCCCCUGUGGAGCUCCACCCAAAUCUCUACUACCUCAAUGGCAUCGAGUGGCCGGGUAGCGCCAUGGAGAUGAGCUCAGUGGCGGCCAAAAACAUCGCCCUGCUGGCCUACCACCGCUGGAACAGACAGACGGACAUGGUGGACCAGAAAGAUCUGAUGCACAGGGUCAAGACUGAACUAUGACCGGGUAAACUGGAAGCAUUGUAGCAUCACAAAGCUGGUGUGCUGGAAAAUGUCUGUGUUAAGGUACAACAUUUUAUAUUUGAAUCGUGAUAUGUCUCAAGUAACGAAAUGUACUUCCGAGUUAUUUAUUACUGAACACAUCUUAUACACUGAAUAUAUGAUAGUAGGUUGAUUAUAAUGUUGCACUGCCUUAUCUUAAAUAAAUGUAACCAUGCAACAAAGAAGCUAGUAAAUAUCAAAAUAGGGCUGUACAAUAUUUCAGCAUCCAGCGCAUGUGCGAUAUUCACAUAAAAUAAAGUAAGUAAAGCAAAUUAACUCCAACACGUCAUGCUAAAAUAUGUUUUUAGGUCAAAUUAAAGGAAAACAUUUCAAUGACUGGACAACAGGAGAAGUCUGUUUGAUAUAACAUAAUUUACUCUUAAUAUUGAGUGACAUGCACGCUCACAUUAAUAUUUGUUCCCUUUAUCAAACAACCAAAGUGGGCCCCGCUAGUCUCUUACCACAACCCCAAAUAUAAUUGAAGAACAGGUCAAAGACAAAUGCAUCUUUGGUAUAGUAUGGAAAUACUUUGGCUUAAAAAAGGAUGAUGCACAAAAACGGUGUAAAAAGUCCUCUAUUUUUUCUUUAUGAUAUUGCAGAAAUGUCAACAUUUUCCAAUACUGUGCAGCCCGUUAUGAAGGUCAAAUGAAGUCUAGCAUUCUAAUCACAUCCCAACUAUUUUGCUGAUUGCUUCAUUGUCUUUGCCAAAGAGACAUUGCAGACAUUUUGCCGGAUUGGUUGAGGAUUGAUUGCUAAUGCUAAUUGGCAUGGAUACUUUUCUUUGGCAAGACGUAUAGAAACAAAGCAACCAUUGAAAACACCAGCUAAUAUGUAUCUCUGUGGGACUGUUGCGUAUGGGAUGGAUCGCUUAUGCGACUGUCUUGUGGCACAAAAACCAGCCCUCUGUCAUAUAAUCAAAUAACAUCAGCGCUGCUUUUACUGUAUACGUUGAAGGACUGUUUGUGGACACCGAGGACUCAUCUAGUAAUGUCAGUAGGAUGUUGGUAAAUAAUUAAAACUGAUUCAGUGACUCAUGGUCGUGGCCACUGGCGCUAUGCUCUAUUGCCUCUUUCAUCAGAUGAUUUCAUUAUCUCUACUUCCUGCUGCUUUUGUUGCGUAAUCCAGCGGAAAGAAUUUUUUCGGGAACAGAGCCAACGAGCUUUCACACUGGAACAGAUGAAAGCAGAGGACAGAUCUGUGGAGCUGCUGCCUGAUUACAUGUUUUUUUUUUUUUUUAAACCAUUUUGACUUUCCCUAAAGCUUUAUUGAAAUUCUGCAUUUUAAAUAAGUGUAAAACUGAUGACUCAUGAAGUUGGACAUUUGCUUCUGGAAAUGCUAAAAAUGAUGGUGUGGUGGUGAUGAGAAAAUUGUUGAUUAUCCACAUGAGGCUACAUUUAAAUUUAAUUUAUAAUGAUGGAUUCGGACGGAAGUGGAUUUCUAAAAACAACACUUUAAUCUUGUGGAAUUCAAAACGCCACGUUGGCGCCAGAAAGAUGGUGGUGCAGCUGAACGGAGGAUUGUUUAUCUUUUUCAAAAUGAAAGGUCUUUAUUAGCAGCAGCUUCUGUAGAACAGUCAUAAAUGUCUGGCAGAAGUACCUUUUUAAGAUAUGCUGUAAAAUAAACAGGAUGCACGUAUUAUCAAAGCAUCUUUUGGACUGACAAAACGAUUUGAAUUCAAGGUCAACUUUGUAUAUAUAUCAACAGCAUCUUCAGGAACUUAAAAACGAAGUGGUCUCCAAGCAUUUUUGGAGGUUGUGAUGAUGAAAAUUUAAGACAAAGAGAGAAGAGAAACCUUGGAUUGAGAUUAUUUUGUCAAACAACACAAACUGUUCACACCCUAACGCUGCUUCUCUAUGAGCGUAGCUUUCUGCUCUGUACUGCACAUAUCAACCCAUUGUAUCUUCCUGAUGAACAGAACCAUGCAGCUGUUAUAAUGAAUAAUGUGCACUCUUCUGACUGUUGAUCAAAUUAAAGUAUUGGACCGUACAUAUUUCCCAUA